ACGAAGGUGUCUCCUAUCGAGGUCCUUAUCACACGGGCCUGUGAGCCCUCUUUGCACGAACCCAAUUACGCGCUACAUCUUGAGGUCGCAGAGUUCAUCAAUACGAAAAAGGCCAACAAUCCACGAGAUGCUGCCAUGAGUAUCGCUCGCCUCGCAAACCACCGCAACCCCCACAUCGCCAUCCUUGCCCUGGCGCUACUCGAUACCCUCGUUCAAUCAUGUGGAUACCCGUUCCAUCUACAAAUAUCCACCAAGGAAUUUCUCAAUGAGCUUGUCCGCCGCUUUCCUGAGAGACCGCCACCCUUCCCUGGUCCGGUCAUGUCCAGAAUUCUUGAGCUCAUCAACACGUGGAAGGAGACGAUCUGCACGGAAUCGAGGUGGAAGGAGGAUCUGGGGAAUAUCAGAGAUAUGCACCGUCUUCUAACGUUCAAGGGUUAUCGGUUUCGAGACUUGCCGCGACAGCCUUCACUGGCGUCUGCUUCCAAUCUCAAAUCGGCGGAAGAGUUGGAAGAGGAAGACCGGGAAGCCCAAUCAGCUAAACUGCAGGAGCUCAUUCGACGUGGCACCCCGAGGGAUCUGGCGGCUGCGCAGGAACUGAUGAAGUCACUUGCGGGAGCCAAUCCAGACGCGAAGCCGGAUUACCGAUCACAGGCGCUCACGGACCUCAAUAAGCUGGAGCAGAAGGUCAUUUUGUUGAACGAGAUGCUGGAUAAUGUGGACUCAACGAGAGGGGAGCGUUUCGUGGAAGGUGAUGCGUAUCAUCAAGUCUCUCAAAUAUUGGUGGCCGCUCGACCGAAGUUGCAAAAGUGGAGAUCAGACGCGGAAACGGAUGAUCCAGAAUCACUGGAUACCUUCCUUCAAAUCAAUGACCAAAUCAACUCUGUCAUCACACGGUAUGAGGCAUUCAAGAAGGGCGAUUUC
Messenger RNA from Laccaria bicolor S238N-H82, 921 nucleotides. RefSeq lists its product as uncharacterized. The transcript has 5 exons. The record is from RefSeq and is a predicted model, not a curated record. Gene Ontology annotation, biological process: protein transport to vacuole involved in ubiquitin-dependent protein catabolic process via the multivesicular body sorting pathway; Golgi to vacuole transport; Golgi to endosome transport. Gene Ontology annotation, molecular function: ubiquitin binding; phosphatidylinositol binding. Gene Ontology annotation, cellular component: trans-Golgi network. The annotation marks the transcript as partial. NCBI's taxonomy places the organism in Eukaryota, Fungi, Basidiomycota, Agaricomycetes, Agaricales, Hydnangiaceae.